CCACCUAGUGUUUCGACCACUGUUGAUGUUGCUUAGUGCAUUGGAGUUCAAGGAGAUCCUCGUGUGUCGUGUGUGGGUGUGUAGUAGUACUGUCAGAGUGUCAGUGAUAUCUUUGAUGUAGGAUUUUGGUCGAGUUGAGGGGGCCUUAGUGUGGUGGGUUGCUGUCUGGCUUCUUUUAGUUUCUUGACAAAAGUAAAAUUUGGAAGAGAGUCAAGGAUUGAUUACCUGGAAAGGAUUCGGUCAUCAUUCCUGGUGGAGCUUAAGAAUGUGGUGAGAUCAGUGCGGGUGGGAUGAACUGGAAGAAUUCAUCAGGUGGUAUUGUGAUAGGUGGUACUGACUGAUAAGAGAAUGUGGCAUUUUUCUUUUCUGUGGAGAACAAUCUUGACGUGAAUGCCACAAAUGAAGCAUGUAAUCCAGAAUGAGGCUACCUUAUGCAGAAAGUUAAUUUAAGAAAUCUGACAUGGUUCAUAAAGUAUGAGAUCCAUGCUUUCACUUUCCAUAGUAAGCAUGGGCUCAUUUUGCAGUCGACAACAGCCAUUGAAUGAGGUUGAUGCUGAAGAAAACAUACAGGCUGCUGAAAUUGAUAGGAGGAUUGCUCAAGAAACCAAAGCGGAACAACAUAUUCAUAAGCUACUACUUCUUGGCGCUGGAGAAUCAGGAAAAUCUACUAUUUUUAAGCAGAUAAGGCUUCUUUUUCAAACUGGUUUUGAUGAGGUGGAGCUAAAAAGCUAUGCGUCAGUUAUCCAUGCAAAUGUUUAUCAGACAAUUAAAAUAUUGUAUGAUGGGGCAAAAGAAUUGGCACAAAAUGAUCCUAGUUCUUCGAAGUACGUUGUCUGCACUGAAAAUAAGGAUAUUGGUGAAAAAUUAUCAGAAAUUGGAAGCAAAAUGGAUUAUCCUUAUCUUACUAAAGAGAUUGCCAAAGAGAUCACAACUUUGUGGAAUGACCCUGCUAUUCAGGAAACUUAUUCUCAUGGGAACAAAUUGCAAGUCCCAGAUUGUGCUCAGUAUUUUAUGGAAAAUCUUGAACGAUUUUCUGAAGCAACUUAUGUUCCAACUAAGGAGGAUGUGCUUCAUGCCAGAGUUCGAACUACUGGUGUUGUGGAGAUUCAGUUCAGUCCUGUAGGUGAGAGCAGAAAAAGUGGUGAAGUUUACAGGUUAUAUGACGUUGGGGGCCAGAGAAAUGAAAGAAGAAAAUGGAUCCAUCUAUUUGAAGGUGUUACAUCUGUGAUUUUUUGUGCUGCGAUUAGCGAAUACGAUCAGCUGCUCUUUGAGGAUGAGACGAAAAAUCGGAUGAUGGAGACUAAGGAACUGUUCGAGUGGGUGCUGAAGCAAUCCUGCUUUGAGAAAUCUUCAUUCAUGCUGUUCCUGAAUAAAUUUGACAUCUUUGAAAAGAAGAUUCAAAAAGUUCCUUUGAAUGUAUGUGAGUGGUUCAAGGACUAUCAGCCUGUGGGAUCUGGGAGACAAGAGGUGGAACAUGCAUAUGAGUUUGUGAAAAAGAAAUACGAGGAACUUUAUUUCCAAAACAGCAAACCAGAUCGCGUCGACCGAGCCUUCAAAAUUUACCGGACAACAGUCUUGGAUCAGAAACUUAUAAAGAAAACUUUCAAGCUCGUCGAUGAGACCCUGAGGAGGAGGAAUCUCAUCGAGGCCGGUUUGCUAUGAAGGAAAAUUUAUUAGUAUAUAUACAUAUAUAUUGGGAAUAUUUCAUUUUUUUAUAAUCCAUUUUGGUUACGUUGGCAGAGGGUAAACUCCCAUUUUCUUGUUUUGGUUAGAAGUUUGAUGAGUUUGGCCAUGGCUUAUCAGUUUGGUUACACGUUCAUCGUUUUCUUUUUCUUUAACACUUGUGACCUUAUAAUAUUACGUUAAAAUUGUAUGGCUCCUCGUAGAUAAAUUGUCAAAUUGUACCUUUUGUUUGAGUAAA
Zingiber officinale is the source of this 1921-nucleotide messenger RNA. RefSeq names its product guanine nucleotide-binding protein alpha-1 subunit-like. The record is from RefSeq and is a predicted model, not a curated record. Gene Ontology annotation, biological process: adenylate cyclase-modulating G protein-coupled receptor signaling pathway. Gene Ontology annotation, cellular component: heterotrimeric G-protein complex. The transcript has 14 exons. Gene Ontology annotation, molecular function: guanyl nucleotide binding; GTPase activity; G-protein beta/gamma-subunit complex binding. NCBI's taxonomy places the organism in Eukaryota, Viridiplantae, Streptophyta, Magnoliopsida, Zingiberales, Zingiberaceae. The coding region runs from base 475 to 1662 and encodes 395 amino acids.